Dicentrarchus labrax (European seabass) is the source of this 1626-nucleotide messenger RNA. It is a transcript of the gene cebpb, whose product is annotated as CCAAT enhancer binding protein beta. Bases 193 to 1101 code for a protein of 302 amino acids. Gene Ontology annotation, biological process: DNA-templated transcription; regulation of transcription by RNA polymerase II. The record is from RefSeq and is a predicted model, not a curated record. The transcript has a single exon. Lineage: Eukaryota; Metazoa; Chordata; Actinopteri; Moronidae. Gene Ontology annotation, molecular function: DNA-binding transcription factor activity, RNA polymerase II-specific; RNA polymerase II cis-regulatory region sequence-specific DNA binding.
AGGAAGACCUGUCAAAUUCCUCCCAACAAAUCUAUGCGCAUAGUCUCUUCAAAGUACUUUAACUGCGUGUUUGUCACAGGCAGUGACACCAAAAAAGGGAUUUAAAAACAAUUUCGCUUCAUUUUCACACGACUUUUUGGGCGUCUCAUCUCAGCCCUCCAUGCUCCUGCAAUCCGGCGGGUGUUAAGAUCCAUGGAAGUGGCCGGCUUCUACGACGAGGGCAGCUUUGCUAUCCACAGUAGAGACAGCAUUAUCAGUCCCGUCAGCAGCAACAGCGCAUAUUGGAGGCUCGGUGACUCGAUGACGGAGCUGGGCAUUGAGGAGCGGGAGAGAGCGAUAGACUUCAGUGUUUACCUGGACUCUGCUUUGCACUGUCCGCAGCAGCAGCAGCAGCAGCAGCAUCAGCAGCAGCAGCAGGGGGACGUUUUCUCAGAUUUCCUGGCGGAGAACAAGAUCAAGAGAGUUGCAGCUUUGCAGAACUACAAGAACUACUCGCUGUUGAACGAGCUGGAGUCGAGUCAGUGCGACAACUUGAGGGACCCCAGGGAGCCCUACGCGCUGGGUUACGCGGAGCUGCAGGAGACCCGUGUGGAUAGUGUGCUCAGCCCUGAACUGGGUCGCUACAGAGCUGCCGCUGCCGCUGCCGCCGCCGCUGCCGCUGCUGCUGAGAGAGACGACAGCCAGGAAGACGUAAAGAUGGAGAACGGGUCGUCUGGUUUUGACAUGAGGUCCUACCUUCAUUACCAGUCCACCAGCGGCAGCAUUGGGAACAUCUCCACCGCGUCCUCCACUUGCUCCAGCCCGCCCGGCACACCUGCCCCGUCAGGUAAAAGCAGGUCGCCGUCGCACGGUGGCAAAAUGUCAAGCGGGAAAUCAAAGAAGCGCCUGGACAAGGACAGUGAAGAGUACAGGGUGAGGCGGGAGAGGAACAACCUCGCCGUGAGGAAGAGCAGGGAUAAAGCCAAAAUGCGCAACUUGGAGACUCAACAUAAAGUGCUGGAACUGGCUGCGGAGAACGAUCGUUUACAAAAGCGCGUAGAGCAGCUGUCCAGAGAGCUGGCCACCCUGCGCAACUUGCUCUCUGCCACCGGACAAUGUUAAGAUUUAUAUAUAUAUAUAUAUAUAAAAACCUCCACCAGAGACUCCACACAGAUCUCUGGUUUUUCGUCUAAUCAUUGAUGGACUUUAGAGCCGGAGGUGAUCAACUGAGCUAAUGCUGAAAAACGGUACGCUUCACAAGUGAAGACAGUGACCACAGUUUACAAGACACUUUGAAUGGGACUGAAGAAGUGGGUGCAUGGAUUGCGCAAUCAUUCACGAUUCUUCACAUGUCACUGUAGCUUUAUUCUCAGAUGUAAUUUUGUGUGUGUGUGUGUGUGUGUGUAUGUAUGCAGUAUUUUCUGUGCAGGUUUUACAUACAGGCGAGUGAAUUUCUACAUUUUUUUGUGUGUAUCUGGAGCAAUGGUUGUCAAGGGAAGAGUUGUGCUGCAGUGAAAUGAUGCAACUCUUUGUAAUAGUAUUGGCAAUGAAUGAAAUAAGUCUAAUUAUUUAAUAUUAAAAGGGGAAAUGCAUUAAUUGUACUUGAUAUUUUAUUGAAUUAAACAGAUUUAUACUUUGUUUAAUCAA